GUCUGGGACCGCGCGUGGCUCGUUCGCCGCGAGAAACCAACAGAGGGAGGAUCGCUGUGGAAGCGUCGUCGCCCCGCAGAAGGGCAUACAGGGCAGAGCGGUGCUUCCUUCCGCUUAGGCUAUGGCACCUCUGACGAUCAGAGACACCAACAUUUCCCUCCCGAUGCCAGAGGCUGGCUCUACUACCACAGUCCUCCCACUCACCCUGCGAUCGCGGGUGAGGUCCGAUACCGGCUGCUGUCCCCGACGGGCGAGUACGAUUUCGAGGCGGGUAAGGACCUGCAAAACAAGCUUGCCGCAGUGCCUUAUUCCAUCAAGCUCACGGACAUUGCGAUGGACCCGUGGUAUUCCGUGUUGCGCAACAUUCUUUUGCGAGACAAGCUCGUGGCCCCUGAUCUACUGGAGCGAUGUGCCGCCAUCAAGAGGAAAAUAGGGGCAAUGCGGAACACGUACGGUGUCAAGCGGCUUUUGUGCAGCAUAGAAGACCCGUUUAUUGCGGAUCUCGAGCUACAGGUGCACAGGCUCCAUGUCUGGGCUAACGACGAUGUGCAUAUCCAGACUCUGAAUCUGCGCCUGGGUGAUAGCAGGGGAGCUCAUAGGGGAAGACCCACAUAUGCCGGUUUGUCCUCGCAUAAAGGGAUAGAACGCUAA
This is a messenger RNA of Postia placenta MAD-698-R-SB12, 651 nucleotides long. RefSeq lists its product as hypothetical. The transcript has a single exon. The record is from RefSeq and is a predicted model, not a curated record. The annotation marks the transcript as partial. NCBI's taxonomy places the organism in Eukaryota, Fungi, Basidiomycota, Agaricomycetes, Polyporales, Adustoporiaceae.